This is a messenger RNA of Salvia splendens (bonfire salvia), 1191 nucleotides long. RefSeq names its product serine/arginine-rich splicing factor SR45-like. Gene Ontology annotation, molecular function: RNA binding. The record is from RefSeq and is a predicted model, not a curated record. The coding region runs from base 113 to 1054 and encodes 313 amino acids. Gene Ontology annotation, biological process: mRNA splicing, via spliceosome. NCBI's taxonomy places the organism in Eukaryota, Viridiplantae, Streptophyta, Magnoliopsida, Lamiales, Lamiaceae. Gene Ontology annotation, cellular component: nucleoplasm; cytoplasm; ASAP complex. The transcript has 9 exons.
CCAAUAAAAAAAAAGUAGCUAGAGCAAUCGAAGCACUAAUCCUAUCCGUUCAUUUACAUCUUGAAGUGAGUUGGGGUUUAUCGGGGGAUAGGAUUUGAAUCGCUCUACUCCGAUGGCUAAACCCGCCCGCGGCCGCCAGGCGUCGCCGUCGGGAUCAGAUUCUCGCUCUUCCUCCCGCUCUCGUUCCCGUUCCCGUUCCCGUUCCCGUUCCCGUUCCAUUUCUCGCUCCCGCUCUCGCUCUCGCUCUUACUCCAGAUCAGGCUCCCGCUCCACUUCCAGGUCGCGCUCCCGCUCUAAAUCCAUAUCCUCCUCUUCUCCUUCUCGUAGCGGCAGCUCCCACAGCCCUCCGCCGCGGAAAAGCACUGGUGAAGCAGUUAAGAGAGGUCGCUCACCUCCACCACAAACCAAGAAAUCUUCCCCACCUCCAAGGAAAGCUUCGCCUGCUCCUGAAUCUCUUGUGCUGCAUGUGAACCAGCUUAGUAGGAAUGUUAACGAAAACCACUUGAAAGAAAUAUUUGGUAAUUUUGGUGAAGUGGUGAAUGUAUGGCUUGCAAUGGAUUAUGCUGUUAACCUUCCAAAAGGAUUUGCAUAUGUUGAGUUCAAGAUUAGGGCAGAUGCUGAAAAGGCUCAGUUAUAUAUGGAUGGUGCUCAAAUAGAUGGUAAAGUUGUUCGGGCAAAGUUCACAUUACCUGAGAGAAAGAAGGUUGCUUCUCCUCCCAAAGCUGUCGCCAACACAUCAAGGAGAGAUGCCUCAAAAUCUGAAGACACUGCUACGGAUGGUGAUAGAGAUGGAGGAAAACGUACAAGAGAUGCUUCUCCUCGUCGAAAGCAACCAUCUCCUCCUCGAAGAAGAUCUCCUGGACCACGAAGAGGAUCUCCUAGACGAGAGCAAGAUUCUCCACCCCCACCUCGUCGUAGAGCUGAUUCCCCUCCAAUCAGGAGAAGGCCUCCACUGUCUCCUGCUAGAGGCCGUUCACCUUCUCCUCCGAGACGCUUCCGGUCACCACCAAGGUCAUCUCCAAGAAGAAUACGCGGUAGUCCUGUUCGUCGGUGAUCCCCUCCUCCACCUAGGCGACGUUCACCAAGGCGUCUUCGAAGUCCUCCAAGAAGGUCUCCUGUUGGUCGCAGACGUUCUCGCUCUCCUAUUAGAAGGCCAGCUCAUUCGCCAUCACGAUCACCCUCCCCUAGAAG